Messenger RNA from Drosophila innubila, 5496 nucleotides. RefSeq lists its product as uncharacterized. Gene Ontology annotation, cellular component: actomyosin contractile ring. Bases 244 to 4914 code for a protein of 1556 amino acids. The record is from RefSeq and is a predicted model, not a curated record. Lineage: Eukaryota; Metazoa; Arthropoda; Insecta; Diptera; Drosophilidae. Gene Ontology annotation, biological process: septin ring organization; mitotic cytokinesis; actomyosin contractile ring assembly. The transcript has 8 exons.
AAAACCGGUUAUUGUAGUGUGUGUGACACUGUGCGUUGGUGAUUAACAGCCCUGUACAACUGGCCGCUGAUAACGGCGAAGAAGCGGCACAAAGCGAAGAGCGUGAAUUCAAAUGCAGCAGCGUCGCGUCGCUUUUCUUUUGAGUUGGAAAAAGAGAAUUAGAAAACGUGCAACGUGUUAGUGGAGCGCGACCUGUAGAUUGCAUUACCUUAUCAGUGAAUUAUUUAACGGAAUAAUUUGAUAAUGGCCAGCACUUUUGCAGCUUCAAUGUACCCAAAGCUCACAAACGACAACGCUAAUGAUGAUGAGGAGGAGGAGGAAGACGAAGAUGAGGAAGAUUCGGCUGAAACGGGCUCGACGAGCUCUUUCAGUCUGCAAGAGUGCAUAAACGAGUUUCGUGCGCGUCGCAUCAGACGCGUCUCAACGCACAGUCGCGAUCGGGAAAUGGCCACAACCGCCGAGGAGCAAAAAGCGUCAACAACAGCUCCUGUCGCUGCUACUGUUCCUGUCUCUGUCGCUGCCGAUGCACAUUUAAUCAACCAGAAUCGCUGUAACAAGGAGCAGGAGCGCAAGGGCAAGCCGUGUAAGAAUGGAUUCUGUUACUGCUUCACUAGCGACAGCGGCGACUGUGCGUCGACGGCGCCGCCACGUGACUGGCACGUGCGUCAACACAGACGCAGCAGGCGCUCCGACAUUAACAAGACUGGCAACAACAAUUUAAACGCUCAGCAGAGCCAGAGGCAGAGCCACAGCCGUCGCCAGAGUGUUCACUCCGACAACAAAAAGCAGGCUGCCCUUUCCAGUCACACCUCCGUAUCCGGCAACCCUUUGACCGCCUUCAGCAGUUUACGCGCUGUGGGCGACGAUGCGCCGCUUAUCCACAUCAUUCAGGAGCUGCGGGACAACUGUGUCAUAUCGGAGGUGCGGGUCAACAAACAGAAGCUGCCCAGCACUGGAUGCUCAACGUCAUCCUCAAAAUUAGCUUCUUCAAAACAAAAGAAGACUCUACCAAAAAUGCAGAAGACUGAACGUAUCGAAUACAAGCCCACAGCGCCAGCUCUGUCCAACAUAAGUGAACAGGAGACACCGCUGGAGGAGUGCGACGACUUUCAACUGGAAGCCACCAGCCUGGCGGGUGAUAGCUUGCACUCCACACGUCGCAAAUCUCGUCGCAGCUCCAGCGGAGGAGGUCGUCUGCUGCAGAAGCGUCUGUCGAGCGGUGGACAGGUCAACUUUAAGCCACGUGAUGUGGAGCAGCCUCCUCCCAAGCCGCCUCGUCGCAGCACACAGAGUCUCGAUGGUAAAACCUCUUUAUCCUCGUUGACCUCAACGACGGCUUCGGUGCGAGAUGCCGAGCGUGUUCUGGAUGAGUUUCUUGCCAAGCACGGCGUUCAACUGCCGACCUCCAAAGUUGACAACUCAUCUAAGGUGAAGAGCAAGCGUAAAUCCUUUCCCUUGGCUGAGAUGGAGAAACCAAUGCGAGGUGUCCAAUUGGCAACCUGUCCCUCGUUGAGUGACAUUGAACGUGUGGUGGAGUCCAAACGUGGUGUCCACUAUGCCAAGAACAUUCAUAUGGCCACCAGAAAGAGCAUAGUGUCUGACAAGCCCAUGAAGGAGAUUAUAAUGGGCUGGACGGAGCCCAAGAUCAAUGAUAUGCUCAAUUACGACACUGCAAAGCAGGCACAAUUCAAGACUCAGGCAGCAGAGCCGGCGCCACAGGUUGCCAACAUGGGUUGGCAGGUUCCAGUGGUGCCCAAGAUCUCGCUGGACACCGUUGACGGAGUCAGUGAUAAUCUGGCAGUCAACAUGGACCAGAAGCACACUCCAAUUAAAUAUCCCCGCUUGGCCAGCCAGAAAUUCAUUUGGGGCGAACAAUUGCGGAAUCUGUCGCCUUGGAAUGGGAACAAGAAGCGCACAGGAUUCAGCAACAAAUCGAAAAAGUUUCUCAACAAUUCAAAGAAUAAAAUACUGCGCUUUGUGUCGCCCAAGAAGUCGAAUCACCAAAAGCAACAACAGGAGCAUAACCAAGAGAGACAGAUUCCAACGCCUCGUCUCUGUACAGUGGGCGUCCAAACGUCGACAUCUCAAUUGCAUCUGGAUCUGCAAUCACAGUCGCCGCCGGGCAGUUAUCAUUCGCCAGUUCAGUCCACACCAUCGGCAACAACCACGUCCACCAGGCAGCAUCACAUCCACAAUGAGAGCUCGGAGCAGCCCUAUUUUGAUUUCGAGCGAAAAGUGAAGCCACCAACGCCGCCUAAGAAAGUGCCUCGUGGUCAGCGUCCACGCAAGCUGAACUUUCAGGGCGACAGCAACACCCCUGCACCCUCCACUUAUCGCUCCUUUCACAAGGAUCUCGACAAGGAUGUCACAAUUAGCAAAAUGGGCUAUCUGCUGAGCAGCAUUCGAAACAAACUGGAAGCCACCGAUGAGCACGCUUCACGCACCUUUCGGGAGUGUUCGCGACUUACGCCCAUGGAGCAGCGGGAACACACAGGAGACGGUUUUGAUUGCACCGAUGGACCGAGUACUCGAACAAAGCGAUCGGCGACAGCUAUGCAACAUCAUCAAGAUCAUGGAAGAGAACCUAUUUACUCGGAGAUUGAGGAGGAUUGCAUGCACUUUAGCGGCAGUCCACAGUUUGAUGUGAGAACUGAGGCUCAGCUGGAGAUGGCAACAGCACCUGUAGUUACUCCUGCGACUACACCUCGAUAUACACCUACAAUAUCUGCAUCUGCAUCAGCCACAACUACAAUUAGCCAGGCAACACCUCAGCCUUCACCCUUGCCAUAUCCCAAGGCUCCAGUUGCGGAUUUCAGUGCACUCUAUGCCAAAGUUCAAAAGGCCAACAAAACACCGCCAAAGUCCGCACAGAUAAAGGAGGCAGUUGCUCCGCCCAGACCACUGGGUCAGUUCCUGCAAGAGUCCUUUAUGAACGGCAGUUUCUUUCAAUUUAUGCCACUGCCAGAUGAGCCUGCCAGCGAUACUUCCUACACGGUGUCCACCCUAAGGUCGACUAAUCGCAUCUCGGAGCAGCCAACCCUGCCAAUGCAUCAGUCGUUGAACAACAUCAACGAACAGCAUUCGCCGCCCAAGAAGAAUCGAAAUCUUUCCAAAUCUGAGCUAUCGCUGCAGCGCAGUGAGAUUUUCUUGGAGAAUCUUUGUCGCAGCGAGAUUGUGUUGGAUCACGACGACAAUGUGCGGCUGGAGAAGGUGCCAAAUACAUGUCUCAAGGCGAACAAUGCCGCUGCUGUGGAUGAAGAUACUGUCUCCUAUGAUAUGCCCAAUGAAAUCUACGACGAUUAUAGGAUUGAGGAUGGCAAUGCCAGUAGCGGCUCUUUUGCUACCAAUGGACAGAGUCAAUAUGGAUCGGUGCAGCUGGAACCGCCGCCACCUUCGUCAGAUAACCAGAGUACGCCAAAGAAGCAAAAUCAGCGCUUUACGACUAAGCCCACGCGCAUGCUCAACAUCGACAUUACCGAUGGUCCAGCUGUCCAACUGCCGAGUCGUGUCCAGAAUGCCAGUGUCAGUUGUCCAACGACACCACAGCAGACGGAAAAGCCCAGUAAUGUCAAGAUUGUCCACAGCAGCCUUGGUGAACUGGCGCAAACGUUGCCAAACGAGAGCAAUCAGUUGUCAGUGAGUACCUUGGCACGUUACCGCCUGCUCAAGGAUGCAGUGCGUCGAUCGUAUCGCAAGGGCAAGGACUUCUUGUUGGCCGAGAAAGAACGGCUGACGCACAGCCUUAGUAUUUCGCGUGAUCAGUCCAAUCAAACAGAAGCCGGCGAACUGGACAGCAGCAGCUACUAUGCCAGCUUCAAUCUGGACUCGCUGCUCAACGAUUCCCUGACGACCAAUGAGCAGCUGGCUCAAGCUGUUAGCAUUUGUCGCCAAAUGCCUGAGUUGGAGAUCUCCUCCGAAAUGGUGGAGGCGGAACGUCUGCUGCUCUUCUCCUCGCUGCGAAAGAAAGCGAUGCCGGUCUUGUCCAGCGAGGCAACGUUGGCAGCUCGUCGAGAAUCGCAGUGCAUCCUCAUUGAUGCCUUGCACUUGCCAGUCAAAGCUGACGUUAACCAGGACAUGUUCUUCAACUAUUACUACAUAUGCACCGUGGAGAGUGAGGGACGCAUUCGCUCCACACAGUCAAUCGAGUGCCAGAACGGUGCUGCAGCCUUCCGUGACUGUGGACUUGAGUUCUACAGUGAUGGACCAGCGGAGACGUUGGAGGUGCGCUGUCAGAUAUUCAUGCUGCGUCUGCGCAAGGUAUCAACGCUAUCCCUGGAGCCGCCAAAGACGUUGCUAAAACGCGGCAGUGGAAGUCUUGGCUCUGGUUCCUCCAGCAACUCAUCCCAGAGCGAACAGAUUGUGUCACGCUUUCGUCUGCACGCUUCCUUCACACUGAAGGCCAGUGACCUGGUGCCCUAUGAGCUGGUGACUAGCGAAGCGCAGACUAGCGACAGGAUCUGGCUGCGCACCUCUCGCACCUGGCAGCUGCCAUUGACGCCGCAUACGAAAUCCUCGAAUUUAAUGCCAGAGAUUUCGCUGAGUGGUCGCGUGGAGCUCUGCUUGCCCAAGUCUCAACACGCUGGCUAUCUCAACGUGCAGGAUGCGGAUCCGAAGAAGAAACACAACUGGAAUCGACGCUGGUGCACUCUCAACCGUCUGUGCCUGUCCGUGUGGCAGCACGAGCACAAUCUGAGCGACCAGCCGCCUUUAUUGCAGAUGAAACUGGAGACUUGCACGCAGAGUCAGUUGGAGGUGGCGCCACGAGAGCUGUGUGCUCGUGCGCGCAGUUUCCUGUUGCAGUGUCCCGACUCCGAGGCUUUCUUUGCAGCAGAUACUCAAAUUGAGCUAUUUGACUGGCUGUUGCAACUAAAUGAGGCAUUGGCAUUCGCUAGAACUUGGCUGAGUGCCUCCUAGAUAUGCAAUCCAUCUGCAAUCUUUAUAUAUUUUUUUUUAUAUUUAUAUGUUUACCAUAAAAGAUGUUAUAUAAUUGUUGUAAGUUAUGUCUGGAAGUCAUUUACCCGUUGUCUAGUCUCUCAACUACACUCACAAUCAUUCACAUUCAUUCAUUUAACUAUUCCAAUUCGACUGGAUUCCGUCAAGUAAAUAUAUGCAUUCCAGAAUUGCCAUUUUUUGUGUGCACAACAACAACAACAGUUUAUUACAUAAUAUACAUGGAUUAUUAUAUUAUAAUAUAGAUAUACACGCAUAGACAUAGAUAUACUUGUGCAGGAUACAAUAUGAUACAUUUUACUAUUAAGUAGUAAAUAUAUGUUAUGUAUAAUUUUGAUUGCGCUUUUGGUAAUACUCCGAAGUGAACGCGUACACAUAUGUGCCUAGUUAAUGGUUAUAUUAUUAGUUUUAAGCUGCUUUGUAAUUCCAUUUGCUCAUUACAGUGCAAAAAACAUAAAUUUUGAGGUUACGUUUGUUGUGGUAUUUGUUUGUUAAGCAAUUUACAUACUUAAAUUGUACAUUAAUAAUUACUACUAUUGAUUUUAA